CGGUAUAUCGAAUAUUCCUUGUCGCCGAUUAAUGGACAAGGUUGAAUAAUGGUUAAGACAGAAGCAGGAAAGAUUUGAAAUACGUAUUUUCUAAGUUAAAUUCAUCUGUAUGCACAAUGAAUGGCGAAGUAGAAUUUCACAUUCGACAAAAUUAUCAGUGGGCAAAACUGCCAGUAAAUGUCAAACAGAGUCUGGGUAACUCACAAAAGGAAUAUGAAAAAUAUAUUGUGAACUUUAGCAUAAAGAAUCAGCUGCGGUACCGUGGUAAUCUUGUGAGAUUUGUACGUAAAGAUGAGCAGCGAUACUAUGAAGAUCUACUGGUUUACAGCAGAGAGAAUCUCAUGCUGUAUCCUUACCACUUAUCCGAUGUAGCAGUGAAAGGGCUGCGUGUGACACCGUUUCAGUAUUACAUUUCAAUGAUGGAAAAUAUAAUGGAGCAGGAGAAAAGCUAUGACUCACUGCCAAACUUCACUGCAGCAGAUUGUCUGAGGCUAUUGGGUAUUGGUCGCAAUGAAUACAUAGACUUGAUGAAUCAUUGCCGCUCUGGUCGCAAGCUAUUCCGACGGAAGAAUGUGAAAGACCUCCUUCCACCAAAGCCAGCAGAAAUUAACAUAGAACCUUGGUGGAAUGUUGAAGUGGGGUGUGUGAUUGAGGAAGAUAUCAAGUUGAUUUCUCAGUCGGAAAAAGAAUUAAUUGACAGAAUUAUUGAUCAUGGAUGUCAGAAAGCUGGUGAUUUGGAUUACAACUUAGUUCACAGUUUAUACAAGAAAGGUCUGAUCUACUUGGAUGUACCAAUAGAGGAAGAUAACUAUAUAGUACUGCCACCGUUAGAAGGUUUUGUUAUGAAUCGGGUGUUAGGUGACUACUUUGAGACAUUGCUGUACAAGAUUUUUGUGUCCAUUGAUGAACACACUUCUGUGGGAGAGUUGGCUAAUGUCCUUCAGAUUGAUGCUCAGGCUGUAAAGAAUGCAGUGUCCUUAUACUGCCGACUUGGUUUUGCUCGCAAAAAGAAUCAUGAUUCUGAAUAUGCAGACCUUAAUCCCACAUGGAAGAAUGUAUUGGCUCCAGCAAGGAAUAGAGCGAUGUCUACAACAGAGGAACCAUUGUUGCUGGAGCUGAACUCGGCAUUGGCUGAUGCUGGACUGACACCACCUGAGGAAACUUCAAGUGGUGCAGAAGAAGUGGAGCCUGCCUUCUUAUCCAGCCAACCACGUAGUAGGCGAAUAGCUUUCCUGUUUGACUCAACUCUUACAGCAUUUCUCAUGAUGGGAAACUUGUCUCCUGGAUUGAAGAAUCAUGCUGUAACCAUGUUUGAGGUGGGAAAGCUAUCUGAUGAAUCUCUAGACAGUUUCUUAGCUGAGCUGGAGAAGAUAUCUACGGCAGACAGUGAGGGAGAGGCACAGCGUUACUUUGACCAUGCACUUAUUCUCCGUUCCACAAUUUUGUUCCUGCGUCACAAUCGUGCAAUGGGGGAAGAGCUUAACCUUGCACUCGAUCUGAUUCGAUGUGAAAGUCUUCAGUCACUUGAUCCUGCAACGUGCACACGUCUACUCAACAAGAAUUAUAUGUUGUUGGUAUCAAUGGCACCCCUCAGCAAAGAGAUCCGGCCAAUUAGCAGUUGUAUGCCCCCGCACUUAGGUCCAGCUGUGCCUGAAGUGAACACUGUCUGGUUCAAGCUAUUCAUCUACCACCUCACUGGCUAUGGCCCGCCAUCAUUAUUACUUUCUAAAGGAACCCGAUUAAAGAAGCUGCCCCAGAUGUUUCAUAACUAUGACAAGCUUCUGGUUACAACAUGGGGACAUGAUCCAGGAAUGCUUCCUGUGUCAAACAUAGUGUUCACGCUGAAUGAUGCAUUAUGUCACUCUGCAGUUCUUGUUCAGGGGUAUGGUGUAAAUCGUGGAGCUGAAACAUGUCUAAUUCCAUUUCCUUCCUCUGGACAGGGCCGUUGUAGAAAAGGUAAUGGCAAUGGAAAAUUAGACUGGAGUUUACAUCCUGCAGUCCUUAAAUUAUCGGAGAAUAUAGACCUGGUUCACAAUUGUGGAUUCAUCACGAUGGUGAACCUAAGCACCAAUCGUAGUAAUGGUCCAAACAUCAUGGGUCUUCCUUCUGAGGAUGUUAUACCAGAGGCCACUCAGCAAAUUGUGGAUCAAGCCAGCAUUGUGGAAGCGUGGAUGGCUGCCAGCAGUAGUCCAGUUGCGGGUACUAGGACAUCAAACAGUCCAGUGAAUGGUUUUACAAGCGAGGAAUGUGCAGAUAUUUUAGAGCAAGAACUGGAUAAUUUGUGUGGUGAACGGUCCCCAAAAGUCAGAAGUCCUCAGUAUGUGCAUAGAAAACUGUAUGGUGAAACUGACGCUGAAAGGAACCUGAAAGUUGAUGUUGACAUAAGAACAAAAGAUUCUAAAAUGUUAGGAGUUGAUAGAAAAUUGGAAGAUGAGCAAGAACAAUGGACAUUACUAGACUGCUGCUUUGGUGUGCCACUGUUUGAUGCAGAAGCCAACUCACAGAUAUGCGAAGCCAUUGUUUCCACUGGGCUGUGGAGGACAGAAAGCCUUGAGAAACUGACAGCAUCCAGUCGGAGACUUUGCCUUCGCUUGCUGGACUUCAUUGGACAUAAUCAGGACCUGCCUGUGCUCCCAGAAGAAACCAGUGCCACAUCGAACAAACGUGCAAGUUUUCCAUCAGUAGCUCUGCCAACACGAUGUUUAAAAUUUAAUGAAGGAAAAUUACAACAGUGGGAUGGCAAGUAAACACAGUACAUGAUACUUUAUUAGAUGUACUGGACGAUACGUGAAUAUCAUGGUCAGGUCUACAAGAAUAUUCAGUCAUGCACACAUUCCAUGUUCUAGUUUUAUGAAUGAGGGUUGAUAGUGCAGGUGCAGUGGUUCUUUUCCUUCCUCAGAUUAUGCAUUAUUCAGAGUGAAGUAUCAUCAUGGGUUAAAAAUGUAAGAGGACUAUUCAGGAAGUUACUUCCGGUGACCUGUUAACAAAGCAACAAGAAAAAUAUUUUAUUAUACUAUAAAAUUAACGGCCGUGGGGAUUCGUUGCACUGACCACGCGACAC
Cryptotermes secundus is the source of this 3061-nucleotide messenger RNA. Its product is annotated as protein FAM91A1. The record is from RefSeq and is a predicted model, not a curated record. The transcript has 13 exons. Lineage: Eukaryota; Metazoa; Arthropoda; Insecta; Blattodea; Kalotermitidae. The coding region runs from base 117 to 2747 and encodes 876 amino acids.